This is a messenger RNA of Ctenopharyngodon idella (grass carp), 1184 nucleotides long. Its product is annotated as olfactory receptor 52D1-like. Gene Ontology annotation, cellular component: membrane. Lineage: Eukaryota; Metazoa; Chordata; Actinopteri; Cypriniformes; Xenocyprididae. Gene Ontology annotation, molecular function: G protein-coupled receptor activity; olfactory receptor activity. The coding region runs from base 1 to 948 and encodes 315 amino acids. The record is from RefSeq and is a predicted model, not a curated record. Gene Ontology annotation, biological process: G protein-coupled receptor signaling pathway. The transcript has a single exon.
AUGCAGCCCCCACUGGAGAACAAGUCCAGUCUCUUAGUAUUUACACUCUCUGGUCUGAAUGAAACAAUGGAAAACAGAUUUGUGUUUUUUUCUUUCACUGCACUGUUUUAUCCCCUAAUGGUGUUUUGUAAUGUAACUGUAAUUUUCACUAUAACACUACAUAAUAAGCUUCAUGAGCCAAUGUAUGUGUUUAUAUGUAAUCUGUGUAUAAAUGGACUUUUUGGCACUUCUGGAUUCUACCCUAAAUUCAUGUAUGAUUUACUAUCCCAUGAUCAUGUAAUUUCUUAUACUGGAUGUCUGAUUCAAAUAUUUGUAAUUUAUUCAUCUGCUUUGUGUGACUUUUCAACAUUAACAGUGAUGGCAUAUGACAGGUAUUUGGCAAUAUGUAGACCACUGGAGUAUCAUUCAAUAAUGACCAGUCAAAUGGUUCUUAAAUGCAUCCUUUUCUGCUGGCUGGCCCCAUUUUCUUGUAUGUCUGUUUUAAUUAUUUUAAUAUCUAGACUCACUUUAUGUGGCUCUACUAUUGAAAAGUUAUACUGUGAGAUUUGGGCAGUUGCAAAACUUUCUUGUUUUUCUACAACAGUAAAUAAUGUGUUUGGAUACAUUGUUAUUCUUACAUAUUUUGGGCAUUCAGUAUUGAUUUUUUGCUCAUACAUUCACUUGAUUAGAAAGUGCAUGAAGUCAAUAGAGGUCAGGCACAAAUUCAUGCAAACAUGUGUGCCACAUCUGCUUUCAUUGAUCAAUGUCACAUUUGCAUUGCUGUUUGAUGUACUGUACAGUCGUUAUGGCUCAAAGAAUGUGCCUCAAAGUGUACGUAAUUUUAUGGCUCUUGAAUUCUUACUCGUACCACCAAUUUUAAAUCCACUUAUUUAUGGACUAAAUCUGACAACAGUACGCCAGCAAGUUAUGAGAAUGUUUUUCAAGAAACAAGUGGGAAUAUCUGAGUGAACAUUUUAUCAAGUUAAAAAAAAAAAAAAAAAAAAAAACCUUAUGCUUUCUAGAAUGAUUGUGACCUUUUUUAAAGAAUAAUCUUUUGAAAUAUUUAUUGAGAACAUAAUGAGACAAAAAGCCACAAGAGGUUGCACGUUAUAAUGAUUUCACCAUGAUUAAGUGGUAUUUUUAGUUAAAUGCCCCUUAAUCAUAAAAUGGAGUAGAUGGAUCUAAACCCCCUUAGCCACUAUAAA